Molecule: messenger RNA, 11181 nt
Organism: Amblyraja radiata (thorny skate)
Lineage: Eukaryota; Metazoa; Chordata; Chondrichthyes; Rajiformes; Rajidae
Product: latent-transforming growth factor beta-binding protein 2
Exons: 36
Coding region: 899-6772 (1957 amino acids)
Molecular function (GO): calcium ion binding
Source: RefSeq, a predicted model, not a curated record
UCGUUCAGACACCAUGUACACCGAUAAAUAGACGAAUUCUUAAUAUAGCCAUCACUUUGCAAGCGAAUGUUUCAGAUUUCUUUUUUAAGUGUAAACGCUGGCUGGUGCCGAGCUCCGAACAGCGUUAGAAGCUGCGAUAGCUCUGUUUCUCUAAUUACGGCCACUUCCUAAAGUAGCUCAGGAAGCAAGCCUGGCUGUCGGGUCGGUCAUCUCUCACCGGGAGGUCAAAGCUGCAAUUAGAGCUCGCCUUUCUUAAUGUUAAGCAGUACAAAUUAUAUGAAGCAGCAUUGCAUGAUAAGAGCGCAGUUUAAUGCACGGACAGCGACACGUAGACCAAACUCCCGCAUGACACAAGAUCUUUCAACGUUCGCUGAUCUUUCCUCAUGUCGUUAGUCUUCCGCCGUGAAGCCACUUCCUCCCCGUGUCCUACCAGUGAGCGGCAGGGUGUUGCAUGCAUAUUGGGAAAAAAAAGUCUUAUUUCGCUCCCGAUACUAAAUUAGGUUCUGUCCUUACGUCAGAGUUCAUUGAGAGUGGGCGAGAGCGUCCUCUGUACGUAAUGCCUGGUUCAGAAGGAAUCCGAAUGGGAAACCAGAGUUACUUCAAAACUCCAGGGCAGAAGCUGAUUAUUUUUUUAACCACAGUUACUGACAGUCACUCACAUGCGCUCGAACCCAAGAGAGUCGGCAAACUUCUAAACGUGGAUGUGGAGCGACCUGAGGAGUUAUUUUAAAUGCUACAGAACCAUUUUUUUUAAGGAAUACGUUUUCACUUGAGUUUUGCAAAGAGGCGUUUUGUUUGCGUUUUGCGCAAGAACUUUGGGGAUUACAUUGCAGGACCACAGCCCAGGAUUAAGUGAAAAUCUUAUUCAGGAAAAAGGCGAAAUCGUCCGGAGUGCAACAUGGAGCGCAUUUGGUUGGAGAUUUGCAUCACCAUACUGAUAGUUCUGGGGCUCUCUGUGCCGAGCGAGUCUCAGAGGGAUUUUCGCGGGAGGUCUGCACAGUUGUGGGGACUCAGGACCGGACACAGGGUCUCCAACCUGACAGUGAAUAAUGUGAGGUUAUCUGACCACACCGCAACAUUGAGGGGGCAGAGAAAUCCGGAGAGAAAUCCCGCUUCGUCCCGGCUGCCAUCCGAUGCUCAUAUGCCUGUUUUAUACCGGGCAGUGAGCCAAAUGAACACUGGCAAAAGCGAUGCCCGGGAGACUAGCACUCGCCGUGCCCAGGUAAACGGACAGAUUGCAGCCGGGACUGGACGCACAGCUCACAACCCGCCGAAUUAUAAUCCCGUUACGCCCCGGAGAAUCAGUCCUGUCUCAGUCAGGGCGAGUCGCCCUAUUACAUCCAGAAUCCGCGCUCUAUCAUCGCGGGAGAGAAGCCGAUCACACCUCGGGGUCGCCCAGGGUGAUAGGCAUACACCAUGGUGGCCGGGUCACACCGGCUUCUCCGCCAGAAACAGUGGUUUUAUUUCCGAUGCCAGCAGCAGCUCAGUCUCACUGCGAGGGGCGAACCCCGUUUCACCUGUGCGGGCCAGCAUGUUGGCUUCAGGUGCUUCGAGAACCCGACUGGCGGCCGGCGCUUCUCAGUCGCGGAGAAGGCAGUUUGCCAGGCAGAACCAAGGGAGACGUGCGCCGAGCAGGAGAUUGAUAGGGCCUAAUGCUUGUGGAAAACAAUGUUGUUCUGGAUGGAGUGUGAGCCAAAGUACAAACCGAUGUAUGAAACCUGUAUGUGACCCACCAUGUCAAAACAGGGGUUCAUGUUCUCGACCUCAAGUCUGUGUCUGCCGAUCAGGAUUCCGGGGUUCUAGGUGUGAAGAAGUUGUUCCAGAACAACCAUACAUUCCCCGUGGCCUCUCAUCAAGAUCCUUGCCUUCUCGGUUAUCUGCCUCAAAUUUAAAUGCCAUCCAGCAAAUUGAUGAUAAUGCAAAAAAUAACACCAAAAGAAUGAAACAAAUUUCAUCUAGACGUGAGACUUCAUUAAUUGGUCACACCAAGCACCUUCUUCCACAAACCAAGUAUGGACAGCUUGUUAAUACUCAGCAAUUGACAGGAACAUCACGUAUGGUGAAACACUUAUCAAAUGGAAAUGGACAGCUACUGUCCAAUUCACUAUUUAACAAUGGACAGGCGCAGGUUCAGAACCGAUUUGCUACAAAUGGACAAGUAGUAGCAGAAAAUGAAAAUGCACUACCACGAGGAGCAAAUCUGACAAUGAAUGUAGGAACAAUAAAAAUUGUCUUCACACCGACUAUUUGCAAACGCCAGUGUAGAAAUGGAAAAUGUCACAACAGUUGUAAGAAAGGUGAUCCAACUACACUUUACAGUGAAAAUGGUUAUGGUCCUGUGUCCAAAUCUGGCUUUCGAAUCUAUUUUUGCCAGAUACCAUGUCUGAAUGGAGGGUACUGCAUUGGAAGGGACAAGUGUUGGUGCCCAUCAAACUCAACAGGAAAGUUCUGCCAUCUUCCAGUGCUUCAUAAAAAACAGAUUGUGACAAAGAUGGCACCUGCAGAUUCUUCCAACACACAAUCUGUUUACACACUCCCUCUUUCAAAUCAGCCAGUUGUUAUGCAUCCAUCUCUGGUUAAUAUACACGUGAACCACCCACCAGAGGCCACAGUACAAAUUCAUCAAGUGGCACGAGUGAAGACCCCACCUGACUCUUCACCUCAGAAAAACAUAAAGAAUUCACUGGAGCAACUGUCAGUUCAUUCAGUACAGCAAAGAUCACAACCAAAUAAUAGUGAAAGCAACAGUAGGCAGCCACAGGUGCAUCGUAGACCUAUGACUAUGGGAAGAUGUUUCCAGGAAACGGCUGAUGGUCAGUGUGAAAAACCACUUCCAGGUCUCACAAAGCAGGAUGAUUGUUGCGGGAGCGUGGGAGCAUCAUGGGGUUACCAUAAAUGUACACAAUGUCCUCCAAAACUAGCUCAUCAACAUUUCCAAAAUGGCCAGUUUGAAUGUCCUCUCGGCUAUAAAAAGGUGAACCAGACAUAUUGUCAAGAUAUUAAUGAAUGCCUGAUGACAGGACUGUGUCAAAAUGCUAACUGCCUCAAUACCAGAGGUAGCUACAGAUGUACCUGUAAUCCUGGAUAUAUGUUGGAUACGUCCAGGAGCCACUGCAUCUCGGAUAAGGCAGUUUCUGCGAAGCUGGGACCCUGUUUCAGAUCACUGUACAAUGGAAACUGUUCUCUGCCUCUCUCUCAGCAAAUUGCGAAACAGAUCUGUUGCUGUAGCCGUGUGGGCAAAGCAUGGGGUAAAAACUGUGAAAAAUGUCCACUUCCUGGCUCGGCUGUUUUCAAUGAAAUCUGCCCAGCGGGUCAUGGUUACCAUUACUCUAGGUCUCAUGUCCAGAUCUUGAUGAGACCUGCUGAAGAAGAGGAAAUUUCUCACGUUAUCCUCGAACAGUAUCUUGACAACCAUCAGAGCACUGCCAAAGAUUCCAAGUUAACUUCAAAGGAAGAACAUUAUGUAAACUUAGAAGGAUACGAUACUUCAAUAAAAACUCCUAAGCCUUUUGUCCCAACUCAUGCUCCAAGUGCUGGCAAUGAUCCAGUGGAAGAAGUAGUGAAGACGAGCCCAGCUAUACACGUACAAAUUGUCCCUGAAUAUACUGGUGAACAGGUGGCUUCAGUACUCGCAGAAGAGAUUUAUGAUAGAAAUAUAUGUGAAGUCUCACCGAAUGUUUGUGGUCCAGGAAUUUGCAUCAAUCGACAAGUUGGAUACACAUGUGACUGUGACACAGGUUAUCAGCUGGAUAAUCAGCAAAAUAAGUGUGUAGAUAUUAAUGAAUGCAGGGAAAUCCCACAGCUCUGUAGCUAUGGCCAGUGUGGAAAUACAGCGGGAGGUUAUCGGUGCACUUGUUUGACAGGAUUUGUGUUGAACCGACAAGGAACUGACUGUCUAGAUAUAAAUGAGUGUGAAACAGACGCAUGUGGGGGCAAUGGUCAUUGCAUUAAUAUCCUGGGCACAUACACCUGUUCCUGCUUUACAGGCUAUACGUUAGCCACUUCACAAGACAAGCAAAAUUGCCAAGAUAUCAAUGAAUGUGAACAGGCCAACAUAUGCAAUGGACAUCGUUGCGUCAACAUUCCAGGUUCUUAUGCGUGUGACUGUGAAGAAGGUUAUAUAUUGACCAGACCAGGAAAUUGCAGUGAUAGUAAUGAAUGCUUGAUGCCUGGCAUUUGUACCAAUGGGGGUUGUGUCAACAUGGAAGGAUCUUUCAGAUGCACUUGUAACCAAGGUUUUGAACCUGUGACAGACCAGAAGAACUGCAUUGAUAUCGAUGAAUGUUUGACCCGUGAUGUUUGUUUUAAUGGACUUUGCACAAAUACUGAGGGAUCCUACACGUGUUCAAUCUGCAACCCAGGGUACAGUAAAUCAGAAAACAGACUGGCUUGUGAAGACAUUGAUGAAUGCGAAUCCCUUAAUGCUUGUUUCAAUGGACUUUGUGUAAACACUGAGGGAUCCUACACAUGCUCAAACUGUAGUUCUGGAUACAGUGUAUCAACAACCAGGCAGACAUGUGAAGACAUUGAUGAAUGUGAAUCCCUUGAUGUUUGUUUUAAUGGACUUUGCAUAAACACUGAGGGAUCCUACUCAUGCUCAAUCUGCAAUCCUGGAUAUAGAUUAUCAGAAAACCGGCUGACAUGUGAAGAUAUUAAUGAAUGCUUGACUCAGGACAUUUGUGGUCCGAAUGGCGAAUGUAUAAACAAUGAAGAAGGUUCUUAUUACUGCCUUUGUGCUCAGGGCUAUACCACUACUCCUGAUAGAACAAGCUGUGAAGAUGUGAAUGAAUGCAGUGAGGAGACUAAGUGUUUAGGUGGGACAUGCAUAAAUACAGAUGGAUCCUAUAUGUGUAGAUGUGAAAGAGGGUUCACACAUUUACCUGAAGCAGAACAGUGUACUGACAUUGAUGAAUGCAAUUUAUAUGCCAACGCAAGCCCAUGUGGGAUCUGGAAGUGUGUGAAUACUAUUGGCUCAUUUCAGUGCGUUAUGGCUUGCCAGCCAGGAUUCCAACGUACGGCUAUUGGGAACUGCAUUGACAUUGACGAAUGUGUAAAUGAAACCAUCUGUAGUACUCAUGGGUAUUGUAUAAAUACAGAUGGUUCUUUCCACUGUCUAUGUGAUCAAGGUUUUGAGGUUCCAGUAAGAGGACAAGCAUGCGUUGAUAUUAAUGAAUGUGAGAUGAUGAAUGGAGCCUGCGGAACAGCUCUUUGUGAAAAUUUCGAAGGGUCCUUCUUCUGUGAAUGCAUGGAUGAGGAUGAAUAUUUUGAUCCAGCGAAAAACCAAUGUGUCCCUUAUGAAGCAAUGACAACUGGCCUUCUACCAGACAUGACUGCCGUGUCAGAAUCAUCCAUGAUGCCAGCACAUACUAAAGGAGAUUUGAAGGAAUGCUACUACAAUCUGAAUGAUGAAAACUUCUGUGAUAAUUUGCUGUCACGGAACAUCACCAAAGGGGGAUGUUGUUGCACAGUUGGCGUUGGUUGGGGCGACAACUGCGAAGUUCACCCUUGUCCUUUGGCCAACACAGAGGCGUACAAAGAAAUGUGUCCAGAUGGCAAAGGAUUUAUUCCAUUUCAGAUUGGUUCAUUUUCCUUUGGAUCGCAAAACUUUGGAGAUGCAGAUGAGUGUACAAUGUUUGGCUCCGAGGUCUGCAAGAAUGGACAUUGUGUGAAUACUAGAGGAAGCUAUUCCUGCUAUUGCGAUGCAGGAUCUUACUAUGACAAUGUGAGGUUAGGAUGCACUGACAUCGAUGAGUGUCAGGAUGAAAAUAUGUGUGUGAAUGGAGAAUGUGUCAACACACCAGGAUCAUUUAACUGUUUCUGCAACCCACCACUUAUAUUGCAUGUGACCGGUGAAAAAUGUGUAAAUGGCUCAGAAUCUGGAGUUGACUUCUCAGAAGAUGGAGUUGCACACCUGAACAUAUGCUGGCAAGCAGUGACUGAGGCGUACGUUUGUAGCAAACCUCUGAGGACCAGGUCAACCUACACUGAAUGUUGCUGCAUGUACGGAGUGGCUUGGGGACUAGAUUGUGCAUUCUGUCCCCCCAGAACAUCAAAUGAUUUUGCACAGCUUUGUAAUGUUCCUAGGACAUUUGGAGAUGGAUCAACCGGGCUCUCUGAUAGAUCUGGCUUUGAAUUUGGCCACGAAACACCGUCCCGUGGUGAAGAUUCACAACGUGGAAUUGGAUCCUAUGACAAUUACCUUCGGCCUGAAUAUGGACCAUAUGAUUCUCAAUAUGGAGCAGAAUAUGGACAGGGAGAUCGCUAUUUUGGAUCAAGAUAUGGACAAAGCAAUCCUCAACCCGACUCAGGGUUUGAACUUAGAGACUCACGUCUUACUGCUCAAUAUGGUCCAACAGAUUCCCAACGCGGACUUGAAUACGGUUCAAGAGAAUAUUCACGCAUUCCACAACACCGCCCUCAAGAGCCUCUGAGCAUCCCUUUGUUCAGCAGCAGUGAUAAUGAACGAUCCAGCAGCUUUGAAGGUUUACAAGCAGAGGAGUGUGGAAUUCUGAAUGGUUGUGAAAAUGGCCGAUGUGUGCGAGUGCAGGAAGGAUACACUUGUGAUUGUUUUGAUGGGUUUGAGCUUGAUAUGACAAAAAUGACAUGUGGAGAUAUAAAUGAAUGUGAGGACCUCAGUGACACCAUACCACUCUGCAGGAAUGCAAACUGUGAGAACACAGAGGGAUCAUAUAAAUGCAUCUGUUUACCAGGCUAUAUGCUUUCGCAGAAUUCUAAUGACUGUAUACUGGAAGUGGAAGCAGGACAUCAAUAAGAAUCUCAGCACUGUUCCCCAGGAAGGGAGUCGGAAGCACUUAGUGAUUUAUUUUAAGGGGGAAAUGUUUAUUUUACUUGGGAUUGUCAAUGAUGUCACAGAAGUUUCAGUAAAGCUUCAGUGAUACAUCAAAGCUGUAGGGUGGAAUUGCUCAGCUUCUGUAUAAUUUAUAUCGAUGACUUUUAAAACAAUUCUUGAUUAAAUUGGCAAUGAUUACUUUGAUGUAAGUAAAGUACAGAGAGACAACACAAAGAGCAAGUUGGCUGAGAUUAAGAGUUUGCGAAGCCAUUAUGCUACUUGAAGACACCAUGAAUGGCUUUGAAAUAAUUGAUAUCAAGAUCAUUUUAAGUAUCACAAUUUAGAGUAAAUUAUUUCUGUGAAUAAUCGAGAAGGCUGAACUUCUGCGGAAUCUGGCCAGUGAGCAAACUCUUCAACAAAACACAGCUUUAUAAAAUUGAUCAUUAUUUGGUUCACGUCUCUGUUACUGUGGCUUCCUGUUCAUCAACAUAUUUUUGGAGAGGGGAAGGAAUGGGAACCAAAAAUGGUGAUGAAGGAAGUACAAAUAUACGGGAGGGAUUAACUUUGUAACUCAAAGAUCCACAUUUUACUGCUGUUCGCUGAACUACUGCAAUGUGUAUGGUUUCUAUGGCAAUGUUAUGAAAAUAAACUCUUUAAAUAAUAGACUUUAGCACAAAGACUGUUAAGCUCCUAAAAUACAUAUUAAACCCAUAUUGGAUCAGAUGACAAGCAGGUGGAUUACUGAAAUUCUAGAAAAUUAAUUAACUGCAUCGUAUAAAGUAAUAGAAAUUCUUAAAAUUAAAAUUAUAAUUAAAUUAGGUGAGAUGGAAUUGUUGGAAAUUAAGUUCCAUGUGAUCAGUCUGUAUUUCAAUGGGACACACUGUGAACAUUCAGAUUAAGAGGUAGAACAGAUGGCUAGAUCCUGUCAAACAGUGCUGAUUAGAAGAAUGUACUUUACCCGUCCCAUCAACAGCUGAACAAGAAGCAUGCACUGUCUACAACUCUGCAUGGUUCAGAUUAUCACGGUGUGUUUCAGCUAUUUUUAUUUCUUGUCCUUUAAAUAUUGAAGCUACCUGCAGCAGUCCUCCCAAUCCUACCCCAGUCAACUUAUUUUGAAGUAUGUGUCUGUACAUUCAAUACAAGAAGUGCUUUCCAUUUCCUUACAGUAACCUUACAUUCCAGAGUUUCACAUUGUGGUGAAGGCCAGUUCAGAUAAGGCUCAGCCCAAACAAUCAUGGUUGAUAUCUAAAAUCAUAGCUUACCAACAUUAAAAGGUUUGAGUCUGGAUUUAAUCAGAUUGAAGAUUAUCCCCAAUGGUCACGCCGAAGGUUAGCUUAAAGUGAUUCGACUGCCCAGAUGUUCUAAGAAUAAAUUCUUAUUUCAGAGGAUAAUGUUAAAAACGAUAAUCUUCUGGAUUGCUGAACAAGCACCCAGAAUGGUAUCAUUCUAUUUGAAAAAAUUUCCAUGGCCUCUACUCAGCUGUUCCAGUGCUGAUGAGAUAAGACGUGGACACAUGUUGUUCAAUUUCAGCUGAUGCUGUUGUCCUCAGCACAGUUGAUUAAAUGUACUCCAACGCCUUGUGUUACAUAUUUGUUCUAGCAUUGUAUAAUCAAUUGUUGAUAAAGAAGCAGUCAAAUAAAGUUUCUUUUAGUGCAAUGCAACCAGAGCAAAGUCUAAACCAGAGCAAAGAUCAUAAUUUGAAUCAAUGGAAACCAUACUAUCUGUCCAAUUUUGCAAUUAAAAAUACUUUAUGUAAUAAAUGUAGCCAGAAAUUUGCAACAAAACAGGAUGUAUAUUAUUUUCAGUAAUCUUAAAAUACAUUUUAAUAAAUAAUUCUUUACCUGGCAGUUUUUUUAAAGGAUGCUAUUGUUUAUAAAUGCACUUUAAUUUUAUUAGUAUUAGUUUGCUUUGAAAGAUUACCUCAGCUGCAAUAAAUAUUCACUUUUUUUCUUUAGUUUAUCUCCUGAAAUAGUUGAUUUCCAGGUUUGGCUGUGCCUUCAGGAAUUCUGCCACACAUAAUUAAAGUAGUAAACCUUCAUGUUUUCAAAUGAACACCCGAACCGGAUAUCUCAAUUUGCCUGAUCUUCCCCAACACUUUAAACUUUCAGCAAAUGAUAUCAGAAAUGACAUAAGAAACUCUGCCCAUUUUCUUCUCCUGACUCCUUAAAGCUCAUGUUAAUUGCAGGGUUCUUUAUCCUGAUAUUGGCUGAAGUGAUAUGGAAGAAGGAUUAAAUCUGGAACAAAUGUGGCUCAGCAGCUAACCAAAUAAUCUCACAUUAUUUUUUUUAAUACAAUAAGAAUAUACAUUCAAAUCCACAAACAUAAAUGUGAACAUUUUAUAAGGACUUCCUGUGAUCUAACCUGUACUAAAGCAAAUACAAAUCAACGAUUGAAAAUCUCAAGUAAAGGAAACAUAUAUGAGUAUUUUUUUCUUUGUGUGUGUAUUUUGUUUUUUUUUAACAUAAUGAUAAGCUCUGGUAUAUCUUGUAAAUCAUACUUGCUACUAAAUUUUUUGUAAAGCUAUGACAUCUGAUUACUGUACAUGUUUUGUGGAUACCUUAUCAUUCUCAAAAGCAAAGGAGCAUAUGUUUUGUACAGAGUUAUAUGCAAAAUACAAUGUAUUUAAUGUUUUACGUAAGGUAAAAGCUGGUUAUUUAGCAAUAACAUUGAAACUGUUAGUUUGGACUAUUUCACAAGUCAUCUGGUUAUAAAUUCUAGUAUCUCAUGUUGAUCGUUUAAUGUGUUUGGUGCCUUAUACAUUUUUCAUUCUUCUGAACACUUUUGUAACUUAAAGGUUAUAAAUGCAUUUUCAAUAAUGUGACAUAUAAAUCGCAAAUGCUUUACUCUGUGGAACAGUUCUAUCAACUAAUAUUAGAAAUACAAUAUGCAGUGAUUCAUAAAAUAGCUUAUUGCCAGUCUCUCAAGUGCAGUUGAGCCUGGGUGUUAAAUGCACAAAUCCAUGUCAUACAAAUGAACUUUAAGAGCAACAAAUAGGAAGAAAUGUGGUCAGAGUUGCUUGCACUAAAUGUGCAAAAAUAAUAAUGUAAACUUUCUGAAAUCCUGUCCCAUCACUUAAGUGGUGCCAUAUUUUAUAGAAACAUAGAAAUUAGGUGCAGGAGUAGGCCCUUCGGCCCUUCAAGCCUGCACCGCCAUUCAAUAUGAUCAUGGCUGAUCAUCAUUUUGGAAGUGAAAUAUAGCGCAUUAUUAAGUAUUUAGUGAUCAUCUCCAAGGACAUUUUUUCUCAUACUUGAGACUAAGUGGCAAUUUCCCAACCUUGCACAACUUUAAACUAAUGGGCAGAAAAUUCUGUGACCAUAUGAUUUGUUAUGCUGUCUUAAGAACACAAACAUUAAUAUAGAUAUAGGCCAUAUGAAUAAGAUCAUAGUUGAUUAGUCUUGGCCUCGGCUCCACUUUUCUGCCUAUUCCCCUUGAACCCUUGAUGGCCUGGAGACCAAGAAAUUGACAGGCUUAUCAAUAUAUGCAAUAAGUGAAAUUUACGAGAAAAAACGUGAAGAAGAUCAUCCUUUGAAUAUUAAUUAUAAAUCUUAGUUUGUGAUUGCCUUAGAUUUGACUUUAUUGGUACUUGCAUGUGAUCUCUAAGGACCAGGCGUAAUUAAAAGUAGAGUUACUUACUUUAAUGGUCAUUUCCCAGCCAGUUUCUAUGCUGUAAUUCUUGUAACCUGAGAACUGGCAUUGGUUGAUUUCAAGUAUUUGCAAAUAUUUUCCUGUUGUCACAGCAAACUACAAAUUCUAAUCAAUGUUCUUGUGCCUGUAUUUUUCAAAGAAACAAAAAAAGCUGCUGCAAAGAACUGGUCUUGUUUCCACGUUCUUUCCAGCUCGAGUGAAGUUCUUCCGUCACUUCCUUACAUUUGGAAUCAAAACCAAGGAUUGAUCUGUAUUGUGUGAAAAUUAAUUUGUAGUUCAAGCAAAUAUGUCCGGACCUGAUUUACAAACCAAUAUGCAAUUAAAUAUAGAUGAGCCGAUUAACUCGGUGGGCUGAAGGGCUUGUUUCCAUGCUGUAUCUUUCAAUCAAUCAGAUUUGCUUAGGUAAGAUCUCAGAUGAUGUGCAGGCUAGGAAACGCACUAUACAUCCCAACUGUUUGCUUGCUUAGUUGAUAAGGAAACAUUUGCUGUUGCAGUACCAGAUAUUUCCCCAAGGCUGGUACGGUGAUUCUGCAAGAAAUACUACAGUAUGUGGAAGCACUAGCUACAAACAGUAAUCGAUCGCAUGUGUCUUCUCAUUUGUUGCAAUCAUUAUGUUGAAUGUUCCAUCGCCUAGACAGUGAGUUGGUACUGCCUUUACACCACUUUUCUGACCAGAAGGGUCACCUGUGCCAUUGAGUAUGAAUUUAUCACUUUCAACCUUCGAAAUAAAACUGGUUGUAACUCUA